Adineta ricciae is the source of this 3555-nucleotide messenger RNA. NCBI's taxonomy places the organism in Eukaryota, Metazoa, Rotifera, Eurotatoria, Adinetida, Adinetidae. The record is from the annotation of a GenBank genome assembly.
AUGGCGAAAGCCGUCUUUGUCACGUAUUUAAUCGCUAUAACGAGUUGUUUAACAACUGCUUAUAAACAAGAUUGCGCCGUUGGCCCGGAAUAUUGGUGUCAAUCAUUUCAAAAUGCUCAGGAUUGUGGUGCACUACGUCAUUGUGCUGACACUGUUUGGAAAUAUGACGAAAAAUAUACAAGCGUUGAUUCAACAACCAAGUGUGAAUGGUGUCGUAACACUCUGGAAAAUACUCAUAAAGCUAUUGAAAACGUCGCCCACAAUCACGAUUUAGUAUCAACAACAUUGAUUAAUGGAUGUCAAUUAUUACCAUUGGAAGAUGUUUCGACUAAAUGUAAGACUACAGUUGAAAACCAUCAAACCACAGUUCUUGCGUUAAUGGAAAACAAGCGUUAUGAUACAUUGUGCCAUCUGAUGAAUGUUUGUGCAACUGAAACAACUGAAUUAGAUGAAAAUACCGGAACAACAACAGUCGAUGAACAAUCCAAAAUGUUAUGCAAUGUCAUUGUUCGUGUCACAAAAGAAUUACAUGUCAAACAAGGAAAGACACGAAUGGACAUUCAAGCAUUUUUGAAAAACGAUUGUCAACAAUUACCAACGACGCCUUUAACAGAAAAAUGUGAUAGUUUGGUUGAACGCCACGGCAAUGAAAUCUAUGCACAUGUUGCCAGCAAUGUGGAAUCAUCAAAAAUAUGUGACUACCUCGACGAUUCAGCUUUACGAUCUAAACCAGUGGUACGCUGCGAACUAUGCACAUUCGUCUUGGCCAUGGCUAAACGAAUGAUUGAUGCAAAGCAUACUGAAGAUAAAGUAUUGCUCUAUAUCGAUGAACAAGUUUGUUCACGUUUGACUGGUGCAGAGAAGAAGAAAUGCAAAGAAAUGAUUGAUAAUAACGGACGAGAAUUCAUUCGAAAUAUCCAAAGUGGAAUGCAACCAGUGCUUCUCUGCACUCAACUUCAACUUUGUCAUAAGAACAUCGUUGACACAACAAGUCUCGUUCAAAAAGAUGAAAUGCGUUCAUUCCUUACAAAGAACUUAUGUGGACAGCUUGGCUCACUUCAAAGUGCAUGUGAAGCGUUAAUUGAAAAAGACGGUACACGUCUCUUACAGAUACUUACCAAUGAAAUUGAUGGUAAGGAAUUAUGUCACAUGUUUGGAUUAUGUCCAAAGAAAUCGCCGCUUCUCAAUGACUUGGCUUUGAAAGAUGAUCCAAGUAAAUGCAAACGUUGUGUCAAAGAUUUCACUCGCAGAAAACAUAUUGCUGAAAGACUUGUAAAUCGUUCAUCGGAAUUUCUUCAUCAUCUUUGCGGACAACUACCACAACAAGAUGAAUGUAUUAAAUCUGUUGAUGAUUCGCUCAAUGACCUGGUUACAUUUAUCCGAUCAUUGGAUCCACGAGCUAUUUGUGUACAACUGAACAUGUGCGAUCAACAGUCAUUAAUUACAGUUCAAGUCACGGAAAUCGCACCGUUAGAUAAUGUCAUCAAUGAAGAAAUUGUUGAAUUUUGGAAAAACGAUGUUUGUAGUCGGCUUGGUUCUCUAUCGACACUGUGUGUUGAACUCGCGGAAACAGAAGGGUUAAAUCUUUUGAACCUUAUAACAAAGAGUAUCGAUCCAAAUCAAGUCUGUACCAUACUUGACAUCUGUCCAACAAAUCCUGUCAUGAAAACUUGCCAAGAUAAAUGUCAAUGUUGUACAAACAAAGUUGAACUCUAUCAAAAACAACUAGAGAAAUUCAUGCGAACAAUUGUUGCUAGUACACGUGUUAUGUGCGAUCAUGUUCCUGCCCGUGAUAGAUGUCUUCGAUUAGCUGAUAUAUUUGAAUCCAAUGUUGAUAAGACUGUUGCACGUUUUGAUUCAAAACGCGUUUGUGAAUUGUUAAGUUUCUGUUCAAAAUCAGAAAUUGUUACCAGCGACGAACAAUGUGCAACUUGUCAAGCUGAACUUGAUAUUCGUCAAAACCGUUUUCGCACUACAAUCGAUCAAAUGACGCAAAAUCUUUUUUCGUUGUGCUUAGAUGAUUUUUGUCGCUCACAAGUUCUGUCAAAACAACGGGAAUUAUUAGUUGAAGUCGACGAACUCAAAACACAACAAAUCUGUAAACAUUUGGGUUAUUGUUUAGCAGACAGCUCGUUCGAACCAAGCACAACAUUAUUGCGUUUGAAAAGUUUUGUUCAACACCAAACAAAAACACUUGAUGAACGCUUACAAGCGCACAAUAUCUGUUCGGAAUACGGCCAAUUAAAAACAAUGUGUGAACAUUUAAUAAGCUCAGUCAAUGGUCAGCGUUAUGCUCGCAUGUAUACAGCUUUAUUAACCAAUAAUCCCAAAUUGAUUGAUGACGAUUUACGCGAACAAGUAGCUACCGAUGUACAUGCUGAUAUCUGCCAAUCAUGCAAAAAUGCCGUUCAAUCCGUAAAAGAUUUUUGGGCUAGCUCAUUAGAUUCCGUUCGUGAUCUUCUUCUUCGUACAUGUGAUUACUGUUCAGUAAAAGAUGAAUGCCGUGAUUAUUACAAUCGACGGUUCGAUCAAUUCAAAGCUUAUCUCGAUAAUAUCGAUGCUGACGAUUUCUGUAAAAGUCUUCGUCUUUGUUCAACAAUGGGAAUGAAAGAUUUAUCUGCAGAAUCAGAAUUAGAAGAAGUCGAUAAUUCCAAUUCCACUUGCAUUCUCUGCGAGUAUGUUAUGGAUGCUGUUUCAAGUUACAUUCGCGAAGAUUCAACAAAGGAAGAAAUUGAACAAAGUCUUGAAAAAGUUUGCAAUGAAAUGCCAACAACUCUUCGAGAUCAAUGCCAUGAAAUGAUUAGCAACUACGGUCCAUCGAUUAUUGAAACACUCCUCAGCCAUUUCGAACCAGCAACAAUCUGCAAGAGACUCAAUCUAUGCACAAAACAAAUGGAAGUCGAGUUAUCACAUAUCAUCGAAGCCAAUCAAGCCACAUGUGGUGUCUGCGACUAUGUUUCAACAUAUGUCAAUCUCGCAAUGGCACGUGAUUCAAGCAAUCACGCGCUUGAGCACGCGUUAUCUACUGUUUGCUCACAUUUAUCAACCGAACAUCAUGCACCAUGUAGAACAUUGAUCGAAUUAUUUCGACCACAUAUUCGAGAGGCAAAACUCCAUAUGGAUAAACAUUUCUGCAAAGAAUUACCCAUUUGUCAAACACCCAUGACUGAAUUAAAACCAGCCGUUCAUCUUGAUGGUCCGAAAGAGGACGAUGAAACAUUAAAAAACCGUAUACUUCAUAAUUUGGACGCCACACCGCAAUGUACGCUGUGCCAUUAUAUUGUUUCAUAUUUGGAUGCCGUCUUGAAAAAUAACAAAUCAGAAGCAGCCGUCGAAGCUGCACUAUCAACUGUUUGUAUUAUUUUACCAAGACGCGAACGUACUAAAUGUAGUGAAUUUAUUUCAACAUACGGACCAGUUCUUGCUGAACUAAUCACUGAAUUAGCUGAUCCACGGUUGGUUUGUCGAUACCUUGGAAUGUGUCAAGUUCUCCCAGCGCAAGAAUCGAAACCAGUCAUGUAUUCCAAUCAUCAAUACGCUCGUAUACCGGUUUGA